This is a messenger RNA of Exophiala bonariae, 645 nucleotides long. RefSeq lists its product as uncharacterized. The transcript has 3 exons. NCBI's taxonomy places the organism in Eukaryota, Fungi, Ascomycota, Eurotiomycetes, Chaetothyriales, Herpotrichiellaceae. Bases 1 to 645 code for a protein of 214 amino acids. Gene Ontology annotation, molecular function: hydrolase activity. The record is from RefSeq and is a predicted model, not a curated record.
AUGUCUGUUGAUGAUUCUUCCACAUGGGCUAACUUUGGCAAGAUCGAUCCCGAGUUGGAGACGAUCCUCGGAGUCGCAGGGCCUCAACCCAGCCUUGGAGACUUACCAGACGUACCUACCUUGAGACAAGCCUUCCUGGACACGCUGGCUCAUAUUGUGGCUUCUGGCCACGGUGUUCCACCGGACUUGACGGGAGUCAAGAAAUCAUCGAUCCAAAUUCCUGUCCGAGAUGGGACCACCAUAUCGUCCCUUUUGUAUCAGCCUGAACAUCUCCCGGCUGGUGGAAGUCCAUUAAUUGUGCUAUAUCAUGGCGGAGGAUUUUGUAUCGGCAUGCCAGAGCUGGAAGAGGAUGUCGCGGUGACUGCAGUGAGAAACCAUGGUGCCAUUGCGUUGAGCGUCGACUAUCGCAUGGCACCCGAAUUCAUCUUUCCAGUUGCGAUUCAUGAUUGUUUCGAUACCUUUAAAUGGGCUGCUGCAAAUGCGCAAAGUUUGAACGCCGACUUGUCCCAAGGAUUUCUACUUGGAGGAAGUUCUUCAGGUGCUACCGCUGCCUGCUCGGUUGCCCAUCUCGCUCGCGACGAGAAAGUCUCACCACCUUUGACCGGCAUGUGGUACGUCAGACUAGAAAGCGAGACAUUACCUUAA